AUGGAAAAGAUUCGAGCUCGUCGUUUAUUAGCUUUAAGUUCUUCAGGAUGUGAGACGGUCAAACUGAGGACACGAAGGUCCAAACUUUACAACAAAAACUCCAGUUCCGGCUCCCACAGUAUCUUCGGGGUCGGUAUUACACUGUUUUCUGUGAUAUUUCGCCUCGUGAACUGCCUGCUGGUGCAAACCAGUUUCGUCCCUGAUGAGUACUGGCAGUCGCUGGAGGUGUCUCAUCGGAUGGUAUUUAAAUACGGGUACGAAACGUGGGAGUGGAAGGAAGGCUUACGAGGUUACGCCUACCCGCUUCUGUUCGCCGCCGUAUAUAAAACACUCCACCUGCUGCACUACGACACGGUCCAGCUGCUGGUCCUGUUACCCCGGGUUCUGCAGGCGCUUCUGGCGGCGUACGCAGAUGUGAAGCUCUACCAUCUGGUUCGCAGACUGGAGAGUCCAGAUGUGGCUAAAUGGACGUACUUUUGCCAGUUAUGUUCCUGGUUCACCUGGUACUGCUGUACCCGCACGCUCACCAACAGCAUGGAGACCACCCUCACCACCCUGGCACUCUGCUACUACCCACUACAGAGCAUCAAAACACACAACAGCUGGAAGUACCUGUCGCUCGUGUCCCUCGCUGUCGUGGUCCGUCCCACGGCGCUGAUCGUUUGGCUUCCUCUGCUGCUGUGUCACGUGUGGCGUGACGACAACAAGCUGAAGCUCAUCACUCAGCACGCACUUCCUGUUGCGGCCGCCACACUGGUGCUUUCCACACUGAUCGACUGCAUAUUCUAUGGAAAGUGGAUCUUCGUCCAGUGGAAUUUCCUGAAGCUGAACGUCUUGCACAACGUCGCAGAGUUUUACGGCGCACACCCGUGGCACUGGUACUUCUCACAGGGCUUCCCGGUCGUCCUCGGGUCUCACCUGCCCCUCUUUAUGCACGGCUGCUACCUCGCCUCCAAGAGACACAGACUCCUGAUCGUUAGCAUCACGUGGACGCUGCUGGUUUACAGCCUCCUAGCGCAUAAGGAGUUCCGAUUCAUCUACCCGGUGUUGCCGUUCUGCAUGAUCUUUUGUGGUAUAUCGCUGGUGAAGCUGCGCUCCUGGAGGAAGCCUGCUGUGGGCGCUCUGCUGGGAUUGAACCUGCUCCCGGCUCUAUACGUAGGCUUAGUUCACCAGCGCGGCGUCCUGGACGUGAUGGGUCACCUGCAGCCCCUGUGUGACUCCAGGGAUCAACCACACGUACUGUUCCUCAUGCCCUGCCACUCCACACCCUUAUACAGUCACCUCCACUGUCAGAUCAGACUGCAGUUCCUGGAAUGUCCACCGGAUCUGAGCGGAAAUCCGGGCUACGUGGAUGAAGCGGCGACGUUUUACUCCGAUCCUCUGCACUGGCUCAGAACCUCCUUCACCAACACGUCCAGUCUGCCCUCGCAUAUCGUCUUAUUCGAUUCACUGGAAAAGGAAAUUUCUGUUUUCCUGAGUGAAAACGGAUUUGUGAAGCAGGCUGAAAUCUUCCACACUCAUUUCCCGGAGGGACGAGUGGGAAAGAAGAUCUUCAUCUACAAUCAAUAACAGUCACACAAUCACUCCUGACGACGACUGGAUUCAUGGACCAGUGAUUUUUAUUACUAAUGAGAACUGAACUUGAAUGUGUGGGUGUUUUUUGUAAAUUAAAUACUUGACCUCUUUUGUAAAA
Molecule: messenger RNA, 1693 nt
Organism: Trichomycterus rosablanca
Lineage: Eukaryota; Metazoa; Chordata; Actinopteri; Siluriformes; Trichomycteridae
Gene: pigb
Product: phosphatidylinositol glycan anchor biosynthesis, class B
Exons: 12
Coding region: 1-1569 (522 amino acids)
Biological process (GO): GPI anchor biosynthetic process
Cellular component (GO): endoplasmic reticulum membrane
Molecular function (GO): alpha-1,2-mannosyltransferase activity
Source: RefSeq, a predicted model, not a curated record